Messenger RNA from Actinia tenebrosa (Australian red waratah sea anemone), 1444 nucleotides. RefSeq lists its product as uncharacterized. NCBI's taxonomy places the organism in Eukaryota, Metazoa, Cnidaria, Anthozoa, Actiniaria, Actiniidae. The record is from RefSeq and is a predicted model, not a curated record.
UAUAAAUUAACCCCGAAGUCAAUCCUAUAUCAUAUAGCACAAGACGUCUUCUUAAAGGGAGCUCUUCAAUUCUAUAACUUAAACAUAAAGUCCUGUCGGAAUCAAGGAUGAAAUCGUUGCUACACUUGGUGUUGGUGAUAGGGUUGGCCAGCGUUCCACACGAUCUCCAACAGUUUACCACACGAUCUUUGGGGUCAGAGGAUCACUCCCUUUCUCGAAACCAUGGUAAUAGUAUUGGUGGUAAUUCAAUGAGUGUGCUAGUGGCUGGAGUAUCGGCUGUACCUAAGAGAUCUCAACGAUCUAAAUUGAUCUUCCAAAUAUCGAUCGAUACCAGAGACCCCAAGAAAAAGAGCGGGRAAAAAAGAAAAGGAAAGAAAUCAGUACGUGCUAAACGCAGGAAAAUACUCAUCAACCGCAGAAGAUCCAAAAGUAAUCAUCAAAAACAAAUAGACAGACGUCGCAGUCACAGACAUCAUUACCAUACUUUAAGAAAACAGUACAUCAAAAAACUAAAAGGAACCUUGAAACACGGAAACCAUUACCACAAACCACGGCUAAACAAAGGUUUUUUUAAAACAUGUUGUCGAAGACUGGUUGGAAGGAAGGAUGUUACGUUGAACAAGAGGAGAUAUGGUCGCAAAAGACCGUCACGUAGGCAGCCAUYAAGAAGACACAGUCCUUUCAUGAGAAACUCCAGGCGGAAUCAACAGCAUAGACGUCAAAAUCAUCGACGCAGAAAAACACCCAUCCGUAGAAACAACCAGCAUAAACGACCUGCAUUGUCACGCCGUAACCAAUGGCGACGACCAACGAAAGUACCUUGCAAGCAUUCAUCUGGGAGGAAGGGAUAUCAAAAGAAAGGACAUCAAGCUAGAAAGAUACCACGUCGCAGAAAAACUAGAAAGUCGAAGGCUGUCGAGGUUUGGGCCGUAUGAGAAGAAGAAUGAUACUGACCGCCGUCAGUAAAAGUUGAACACUGUACAGAUUCUUGAAAUAUAUAUUUAGAUAAUACGUAUAACUUUCGCUCCUUCAAGGUCAGUGUCGGGCUAGGUCAAGAAAAAGUUGGAGGAGGGAGAGCAAGACAGCCCAUUCGUACGUAGUCAAAUGCAGUCUCAUUUGUCUCGUCUUAAUACAACUUCCAAAGAAUGUUGUAGAAAUAAGAUGGCAUUAUAUAUCGCAAAGUGAGUAGGAUUGAAAACAAAUAUAGAAUGCUUGUAUUGCAUGAGUGAUGAGUGCGGUACUGAUUAGCAGCACCUACAUGGUAAUGGCUUGCCGUCGCUUUCACGCUUCAGUUCAUCCAAUCACCAUGCGUAGCUACACGGCUACGGUAAUAUACGAUAACAUGUUGAAAACAUAACGAAUAUUUUUUUAUCAUUAAAAAAAAAAAGUAUUAAUUUUGUCUAAAUUGUCAGAAGAAAUCAUGGGAGUAGGGGGGGGGGGUGCU